CAACAACUCGUUGGGAUGGGAGGAAAACGGCGGCGCAACACGGGCGAGGCGGCGAAGAAGCGGUUCAAGACUGAGAAGGAAGCGGAAGGUGGCAAGAAGGAUGAAGCUGUCGAGGAGAAGGCUCCUGUCACGGGCAACCACAACGACACAGAAAACAAACCACCGCCGGAGUUGAUCCAAGAAGCCAAGUACUACCUUGAAUCUUACCGCACCAAGGACAAACCGGCGACGGCAGACGAACCCCAAUGGCGAUUCAAGAAGGCGAAACAAGUCUGGAUCUUGCGGUGGAUGUACCGCGCCGACGUGGUCAACAAGGCGUUGUUCUCGAUCGUGCUCGAAUACCUCGAAGGCAUGCAAGGCACCGCGCGGGAACGUGUGUUGCGCGACGCCCAGCAAGUCGUCGAAGCGCUGAGUAGUUUGGAAAAGGUCGACGAGAACGAGCAAACGUUGCAGCAAAAGCUCGAGCGGAGAAAACUCAAGCGCGCGUUCCAGGUGGCCAAAGUACUGGCUUAAUCUAGAGAAACGUCGUAUUAUCCUUUAUGUGCACA
Messenger RNA from Aphanomyces astaci, 548 nucleotides. RefSeq lists its product as hypothetical. The transcript has a single exon. The coding region runs from base 16 to 513 and encodes 165 amino acids. NCBI's taxonomy places the organism in Eukaryota, Oomycota, Saprolegniomycetes, Saprolegniales, Verrucalvaceae. The record is from RefSeq and is a predicted model, not a curated record.